AUGGUGCAGGGUGCCAUCAAGAAGACCAAGGCCGCUGCGCCAAAACUUACACAGCGCAAGCAGACUGGAUCGCGCGUGAUCAAGCCUAAGAAGGCGACUCUGAUCAAGCACAAUCAGAUGAAGAAGAAGCAUUCUUCUGGUCUGGCAGCUGUGACAGAAAAAUCUCUCGCAUCUCGGGCAGGUCAUCUGGAACUUUUGCGUGGUGGAAAGAAAGAC
Messenger RNA from Dissoconium aciculare CBS 342.82, 216 nucleotides. RefSeq lists its product as uncharacterized. NCBI's taxonomy places the organism in Eukaryota, Fungi, Ascomycota, Dothideomycetes, Mycosphaerellales, Dissoconiaceae. The record is from RefSeq and is a predicted model, not a curated record. The transcript is spliced from 3 exons. The annotation marks the transcript as partial.